CCCUGAUAUCUAGACCUCGAUAUUCAUGCCGAAGACCUAGUCUCAUAUGUCUUCUCCAAUCCUUUCAACACCCCAUAACUCGAUAGAAGUUGGAGUCACGUUCCUUCAAUGACGCUCAAUCCCCCGCUCCCAACAUCUUGCGCUGCAUACAAGGAACAACAAGCACUAUAAAAUUAGGUAGGAGGAGAAUAUGGGAAAAGACUUUAUCUUUAUCAACGUCAAAGAGCCAAAGGAUGCGCUCCAACUGGCGAAAGAACCUGAAAUCCGAUCGCAUGUGGCCUGCUACCAGUGGAAACAAAUUGGGACGACUCGCUCCUCGAAAAAAAGGCACGCCGCGGAAUAGACUUGCGCAGGUGUCAAUGGGUCUGGAAUUAGAGCACCCAUCCUGUUCAACGCAGAUUGAAACCGACCCCGGUGCCAACAUGCGGACCUCGAUACCGCGUCAGCUGGGCGGGCUGCGAGGGGGAUCCGUUCUGGUCAUAUCCGAUAUCGUUUCGGCCUUUUGUUCCACUAAUCGUGGAUCAUUUAUGGCAGUUGAUAUCCCCGAGCUCGACCAAUCGGGAAACCGGGGACUUCUAAGAACCAGCUGGUUCCCUCUUGUAAUGACCGAGCCGGCUCUGUUCCUGGUCAUUAUCUUGCUUGCUACAUCCCACUACGCUUCUGUUCAUGACCGGUCCAUCGAAAUGAGGCUGACUCUGCUGAGUCUCCGAUGCGAGGCCAUACAAGCCAUCAACACUGCGCUGGUGCAUCAGUCACCGGAAACCGUACCCGAUGCCUUGGUUGGCGCAAUCGCCAAAAUGGCCAGUUAUGAGGCCAUGUUUGGGAACCUGCAUAACUACUCCGUGCACAUGGAGGCCCUCACCCGCGCUAUCGGACUCCGGGGCGGGCUGUCCUCUCUCGGGCUGAACGGGUUGCUACGACGAAUCGUCGUGUGGAUUGAUCGUAACUCUGCCUUUUUGCAUGGCUCGCUCAUGUUACUUUCCUGGGGAAACGUUUGCGCCGGGGAUGCCCUUGCCCGACCCAAACCCGGUGAAGUCAAAUGA
Messenger RNA from Aspergillus ochraceoroseus IBT 24754, 1043 nucleotides. RefSeq lists its product as uncharacterized. The transcript is spliced from 3 exons. The coding region runs from base 234 to 1043 and encodes 269 amino acids. The record is from RefSeq and is a predicted model, not a curated record. NCBI's taxonomy places the organism in Eukaryota, Fungi, Ascomycota, Eurotiomycetes, Eurotiales, Aspergillaceae.